AUGAUGUCAACAGAGCCAGAAAUUAGUCCUAAUCUGCAAGAAACUAUGCCCAAACCCUCCGAGACAAGCACUUCUACAGCUUGGGGAUUUCAACCACCCCCAAGUUAUACAAGCCUAGGAUACCAAGCCCAGAGCGGUCUGCCUCCUCCCAUCAUUUCUCCAGGAAUCUUUGCUAGCAAUCAGCUUGAUCAAGGAAAUAUACAGAUAUUAAACUCUAAUCCUGCAAUGCCAGCAACAAAGUUUACUGAAGAAGCAAAAUCACUUGGGGCGAUUCAGAUCAUUAUCGGAUUGAUGCACAUGAGCUUCGGAGUUGUUCUGGGCUUAGUAUGUUUCACCUACAGGGAUGUUUUUGGUUUUACUUCCAUCGCCUUUCUCUCUGGAUAUCCAUUCUGGGGUGGCCUCUUUUUCAUUAUCACUGGUGCACUCACUAUAUGCGCAUCCAAGGACCUUUCCUCCUGCCUGGUAAAAAGCAGCCUAGGGAUGAACAUUUUUAGUGCAAUCCUUUCCUUCACUGGAGUGAUCCUACUGCUGGUGGAUGAGAGCAUCAAUGGCUAUUUCAGUCAAGAUUACUGGGCAGUGCUUUCUGGAAAAGGAAUCUCAGCUGUGCUGAUCAUCUUCUCCCUUCUGGACUUCUGCGUAGCUUUCACCACAGCCUACCUGGCCAACCAAGCAGCUGCCAACAUCCAGAGGGUGAGUCGGGCCUCACCUCUAUCAAAUAAUCUAUGAACUGGAGAACUGAAGGCUUGAGUGUCUGCCGAGUCCAACCGUGGACCUAGCUGACCAUUCUUUCUACUGGCCUUGGUGGGAUGGGACUCAGAGAGAGGGCUGAUUAGGAUCAUCAUACUAACAAUACUGCUUGUUGUAUUCAUUGUUUCCAGCC
This is a messenger RNA of Erinaceus europaeus (western European hedgehog), 880 nucleotides long. RefSeq names its product membrane-spanning 4-domains subfamily A member 12-like. The record is from RefSeq and is a predicted model, not a curated record. Gene Ontology annotation, cellular component: plasma membrane. NCBI's taxonomy places the organism in Eukaryota, Metazoa, Chordata, Mammalia, Eulipotyphla, Erinaceidae. The transcript is spliced from 5 exons. The coding region runs from base 1 to 726 and encodes 241 amino acids. Gene Ontology annotation, biological process: cell surface receptor signaling pathway.